CAGCGAAGGCCCAUCUGCUGCGGGCACAGCGAAAAUGCCUACCCAGAAGGUCCCAGGGUGGCUAUGCAAGGCAACAGGGCUGGGACACCGGUGCAGCGGAUACUCGUGUCAGGGUGGAUUUCUUGCCGCCUAACAGAACACACUUUCUCAGACUUGUAGGUGCGCCGCCCACCACGUUAGACACGCUUUCACAAGCGCGAAGAAGACAGUGCCCUUGCCUUUGAGAGGCUGCAGGUGCGGGCACGUCUCACACGACCCCUUUGGAAUAAACUCCCGAACUUACGAGGCAUAAGAAAUGAGAAGAAACUCAGAAAAAAAAUGUAGGUAGCUGGAAUGUAAUCUAUUCCAGUGAUACAGACUCAGAAGGCGGCUGUAAUUAUAUCACAGGGGUCCAGACUCAGAAGAUGGUGCUGAGAUGGGGCAGGAAAGAGUUCUGAAGAAAAAGUUCUUCUCGUGGACCAAGAGACAGUGAGGCGCGUGGCUCUGCUGUCCUCUUCCUUGGAACACAGAGGCAGGGGGCGGUGGUUUAGGAACCACCGAAGGGGAUGCAGGCACAAAGAGUGUAAGAGCAAGGGGACCAGGAGAUCUGCUGUGAGAUUGUCCCCAGAAGUGACAGGGGAGGUGUGCCUGUGACACCUCAACAGUUUGGUUGCCUGAACAAGAGACCUGAACAAGGACAACACCAAUGGACAUCCUGACACGGAAAAAUGAAAUCUCGUGCCGCCUAACCCCAGACAAGAGUUACAGGCAGCGGAGGGAUGAUGAGAGCCUGCCUCUGAGGACAAGCCUCCCAACUGGUUAUUCAAUACCAAGAGGCCAGCCCUGAAGUCAUAUGCAUUCAAGCAGCACUGAAUGACUCGAUUUUACUGUGUAGACCAGGCUGGCCUCAACCUCACAGAAGUCUGCCUGCCUCUGUCUCCUGAGUGAUUAAAGGUAUAUAUCACCAUAUUUCAAAAGCAAACAUUCAUGAAAGCCAACCAUGCACGAAAAAGCAAUAAGAAAAUCAAAUAAUAAAAUAAAGUGAUUUUAACAGAUAUGACUACCCAUGUGAAUAAAGCUGACCCCCCAAAAAACCAUAGGUUAUUAAAUGAAAAUCCCAGUGUUAGAGAUAGGCUACUCCCAGUGAGUUGUUAGACAGGGAGACCUCUGACCCUCAACACACACGCACACACGUGCACACACACGAACACGCACAGCAAGCAGUUGCCACCGCUGCUGGGUUUCCACCAGAACGAAGACCUUGCUGCCAAAGGUGACUCGUGCUUUGGUUGCCGGAUGUGCUAAAAUCAGGCUGGUAUUAAGAAGCACCCUUCCUGCUCGCUAAACGCUAAACCGCACAGUGCUGAGGUGCUCUGCAGGCUGCUGGGGGAGAACUGUCACCAACAUUGUUAUUUGGCGGUGGACACCGUUGCGACCAUACCUACUGGCCGGAUAGCAGGAGCUCACUGGUGCAAUGGCAGCGGCACGUCUGGCGAGCAGGCGUCUCAAACUUCUAACGUGAUCCUCCAGCUGGGUGACACUCCUGAGCAGCUAGGAGUGCAGACGGCACCGCCGUGCUCAGUUCUCUGGAGACAUCCUGACCUAGAAUCUGUAUCACUCCCAGCAAGGAGGCUUUGGGGCGAACAGUCCAGGGAGAAGAUAGGUGACUCCAGUGUCUGUCUUCUUGCCUGCUGGGGUGCGACAGGUGUCACCCAGGCCUCUGUGCUCACUGGGGGCCCGUGGAAAGCUGAACUCACUUGGGUAGAGCCAUACCUUCUGCCUUAUCUCCGGGAAGCCAAGGGGAGAGACUCUCGCUCUGAGGAAUGGACCAAAGAGAAAUCCUGCAGCAGUUACUGAACGAGGCCCAGAAAAAGAAGAUUAAGAAGGAGGAGUUUGCCAAUGAAUUUCUGAAGCUGAAAAGGCAAUCUGCCAAGUACAAGGCAGACAAAACAUAUACUACAGCUGUGGCUCAGAGGCCCAAGAAUAUCAAGAAAAACAGAUACAAGGAUAUUUUGCCCUAUGAUCACAGCCUGGUAGAGCUGUCUCUGAUAACUUCUGAUGACGAUUCCACUUUUAUCAAUGCCAACUUCAUUAAGGGUGUCUAUGGACCCAGGGCUUAUAUUGCCACCCAGGGUCCUUUGUCUACAACUGUCCUGGACUUCUGGAGGAUGAUCUGGGAAUACCGUGUCUUGGUCAUUGUCAUGGCGUGUAUGGAGUUUGAAAUGGGAAAGAAAAAGUGUGAGCGCUAUUGGGCUGAGCUAGGAGAGACGCCGCUGCAGUUUGGCCCCUUUUCUAUAUCCUGUGAAGCUGAGAAAAAGAAAUCUGAUUAUAGGAUCAGGACUCUGAAAGCCAAGUUCAACAGUGAGAUUCGCAUUAUUUACCAGUUUCAUUAUAAGAACUGGCCAGAUCAUGAUGUGCCUUCGUCUGUAGACCCCAUCCUGGAGCUCAUCUGGGAUAUACGUUGUUACCAAGAAGACCACUGUGCUCCUGUUUGUGUUCACUGCAGUGCCGGCUGUGGAAGGACAGGUGUCAUCUGCGCUAUUGAUUAUACAUGGAUGUUGCUGAAAGAUGGGAUAAUUCCUGAGAACUUCAGUGUUUUUAAUUUGAUCCAGGAAAUGCGGACACAGAGGCCUUCGCUAGUUCAAACUCAGGAGCAAUACGAAUUGGUCUACAGCGCCGUGUUAGAACUAUUUAAGAGGCAUAUGGAUAUUAUCUUUGAUAAUCACUCUGGAAGAAAGAUUGAAGCAGAGUUUUCAAUUCCUGAACAAAAUCUCACAGUACAAGCUGACUCUUGUCCUUCGGAUUUAACAAUAAACGCAAUGAAAGAUGCAAAAAUGACAACCCAACAGGGCAAGCAAAGGGCCGAAGAGGCGAGCGCAGAUGCUCCUUCCUUCAGCUUUAGGACUUGUGAGAUCAGUGCCAAGGAAGGGUUGGUUUUGAGCUCGGCGAAGUCAAGUCCCUUAGACCUUCUGGAGCUAAACUGUGGGUGUAACAAGAAGGCUGUCAUAACCAGGAACGGGCAGGCAAAGGCAUCUCCAGUAAUGGGGGAACCCCUUCAGAAGUAUCAAAGUUUGGAUUUGGGUUCCAUUUUGUUUGGGUCCUGCCCUAGUGCUCCACCCAUUAUUAACACAGCAGGUGGGUGUCCCGAUUCGAGGCGGCCAGUGAUACGGACCAAAUCAACCCCUUUUGAACUGAUUCACCAGAGAAAAACAAACGAGUUGGACAUAGAAGACGGUUCUUCACGUUUGGAAUCUCAGCUGCAUGAGCCUUGUCUCAUGGGGCUGCAGGCGCCAAGUGCGGCCCACGUUUCUUCAGAAGAACUGAAUUAUUCACUGCCUUGUGCCUCCGAGCACCCAGCCUAUGACGCCUCUGACGGCCCCGGCGCGCUUAGAGUGCAUUCUUGGAUGUCUUUGGUAGAAGAUCCUUAUUUUCCAUCAUCACCUCCAAAUAGUGCUGAUUCUAAGAUGUCUUUUGAUCUGCCUGAGAAGCAGGAUGGAGCCACUUUCCCUUGUGCUCUGUUGCCAGCCUCUUCUACGACUCCCUUUUCUUAUUGCAACGCGCAUGAUUCUUUAACUGCAAGCCCUCUGACCAGUCUUUCCCCACCGUUAAACCAAGAGACAGCUACAGAAGCUACUUCUCCAAGAACAGAUGAGGACGAAAUCCCCCCACCACUCCCUGAAAGAACGCCAGAGUCUUUCAUUGUGGCUGAGGAAGCUGGAGAAUUCUCAGCAAGUGCUGCUGAACCUUUACCUCUGAUGAAGAUGAACACUGGAGCAUUGCUGGAACCAAGUAGAACAUCUGAAUCAAAUAUCCACAACUCUGUGGGACUUACACCAAGCAAGAAUGUGAAACUCCGAAGUCCCGCAUCAGAUCGACAGCAGGAUGAUUCUCCUCCACCUCCGCUCCCAGAAAGAACUCUGGAGUCCUUUUUUCUUGCUGAUGAGGACUGUAUGCAGGCCCAACCCAUGGAGGCUCACUCUGCCAGCUCUCCUGAGACCACAGAGAGUGCAACAUCUUCUAAGCAAACACUGAAGACCCCUGGGAAAAGUUUCACAAGGAGCAAGAGUUUGAAGAUUUUCCGAAACAUGAAAAAAAGUGUUUGUAAUUCUUCCUGUCCAAGCAAGCCUACAGAAUGUGUUCAGCCAAAAAACUCCAGCUGUUUUUUGAAUUUUGGUUUUGGAAAUCGAUUUUCAAAACCCAAAGGACCAAGAAACCCACCAUCAACUUGGAAUAUUUAAUAUACUUCUGUACUUAUAAGAACAUUGCUUGAAAUUGUGCCUAUAAAUUAAAAUACUAGAAUACUGCUAUAAUAAUAUCAAUAAUGAAAAUACAUUGUUGCCAACAGCUUUUAAAAGGAAAGCAAUGAGAAUAACUUCUAGCAACAUUGUAUUUUCAUAUUCUUGACAUUUAAUUGGGAACUGCCAAUAAAGUUUGUUACUUGAGUUUAUGUUUUAAAAUGGAUUUAUUUUUAAUUUUUGGAAGUUACUUUAUUUUGCUUUCUAUGUAAAUGUAAAUUUUCGUUUUGAGAUUAUGUCUUUCUGUGUUAGUCUUGAAUCUUUGAAGUGAUGCCCCUGCCAUUACCUCCAGAGGGCUAGGAUUAAAGACACACAAAACCAGCAUAAACAUUAAUUUUAAGAGGCUUGUAAGAAUUUGAUCUCAACUAAAUUUUCUUUAAAAUAUUUUUAUGUGUGCAAGUGUUUCUGCCUGCAUCUACGGAUGUAUGGCAUCUAUGUGCAGUGCCCAUUGAGGCCAGAAGAGGGAGUUGGAUCCCUUUGAAUUGGGAUUACAGGUUGAGUUGCUACCUGAGUUCUGGGAACUGAAUCAGGGUCCUCUGCAAAAGCAGUAAGUAUUCUUAGCCAUCUGAGCCAUCUCUUCAGCCCUUCAACUAAAUUCAUACAUCGCCUUAGUAGUAAAAAUAACUUAAAAAAAAAAAUAGACAGGUCUCACUCUGCAGCCCCAGGCUGGCCUCACACUGAUGAUCCUGAAAAUGCUGAUGUUGCAGGUGUACUCCAUCAUGGCUGCCUAAAGGUUUAACUUAAAACACAAAACAAAGCGAAAACCCCUUUGUGUCUGCAGUACAAAAUUACUGCUUGAGACAGUGACUAUUCUUCCUGGGAUGUUAUUUUUGUCUAGCUGGAAUACACCUCCUCCAUCUUCCCAAAUGCUGUGUAAAAGAAGGAAAAAUAUUAAAGAGAAUGAGGUACAAAUCAUGGAAGUGAUCAUUUUUGUAUUGCUAUAACAAGAUGUUCAGCUAUAUUCCACAUAAGUUCCCCCAUUUUUUUUAUUAGUUACAGUUUGUUCACUUUGUAUCCCAGCUAUAGCCCCCUCCCUCAUUCCCAAUCUCACCUCCCUCUUCUCCUAUGCCUCUCGCCUCCACAUAAGUUUUAGUUACCAAUCCUAGAAAAAUAAUCAACCUUACUUUUUGUUAGCACUUUAAAAUUAUUUUUAAUUUUCUGAUAGUGUUUUCUUCAUAGAAAAGGUCCUAUAUAAACAUGUGCAAUUUAUGUUCACAACCAUUUAAAGGUCCUGGUAAUUUAAAAAAUGUACUUCUGUAUGACUAUGGAGUUUCCUAAAUAAAUUAUAUUUCAAACCUA
This is a messenger RNA of Meriones unguiculatus (Mongolian gerbil), 5573 nucleotides long. RefSeq names its product protein tyrosine phosphatase non-receptor type 22 (gene Ptpn22). The record is from RefSeq and is a predicted model, not a curated record. The coding region runs from base 1803 to 4217 and encodes 804 amino acids. Lineage: Eukaryota; Metazoa; Chordata; Mammalia; Rodentia; Muridae. The transcript is spliced from 27 exons. Gene Ontology annotation, cellular component: nucleus; cytoplasm. Gene Ontology annotation, molecular function: non-membrane spanning protein tyrosine phosphatase activity. Gene Ontology annotation, biological process: T cell differentiation; positive regulation of protein K63-linked ubiquitination; positive regulation of CD8-positive, alpha-beta T cell proliferation.